AUGAACUUCUUCUUCCGGUCCCGCCCAGACACGAGCUGGACUCCCGCAGGCCCAGUAUCUUCAUUUCCUAAUCUAGGCGAAGACGCAGGCAAUCUCAUACAAUCGCGCCUCUGUGACGCCAACCUCCAACCAGGCUGCAAAAUUUUCCACGUCCCAAAGGAUCAACCCUCUGAUUCAUCCGAAAUACACAUCUCUCCUGAGAGUUUGGAGUCACCCGUCACCGGCGAUGCUUUGAAAGACCAAGUUGUCGUGUUUCAAUACAGAGGAAAGUUCCAUGCCGUUGAUCAUCGCUGUCCGCACCAGUCAUAUCCACUGUCGAACGGCAGUCCCUUUGAUAUCGAGGAUUUUGGAGUCAUUCUAAGUGCUGGGCUUUCUUGCCCUAAGCAUGGUUGGUCUUUUGAUCUGUUUACGGGUAUGUCAGAUCGAGGGACUUAUAAAUUGCCGGUCUGGGAGGUCCAGCUGCGCAAUAAGGAUGGCAAGGUCAUUGAUCAGAAGGGUGAUGACCAUGUCGACGUCCAUGACGGAACGGUCUGGGUGAGACGAAAACAGCGGAUGGGCUGA
Molecule: messenger RNA, 561 nt
Organism: Pochonia chlamydosporia 170
Lineage: Eukaryota; Fungi; Ascomycota; Sordariomycetes; Hypocreales; Clavicipitaceae
Product: Rieske (2Fe-2S) domain-containing protein
Exons: 2
Coding region: 1-561 (186 amino acids)
Molecular function (GO): 2 iron, 2 sulfur cluster binding
Source: RefSeq, a predicted model, not a curated record